Molecule: messenger RNA, 1155 nt
Organism: Sordaria macrospora k-hell
Lineage: Eukaryota; Fungi; Ascomycota; Sordariomycetes; Sordariales; Sordariaceae
Biological process (GO): carbohydrate metabolic process; peptide modification
Cellular component (GO): plasma membrane
Source: RefSeq, a predicted model, not a curated record
AUGGCCGACUCCCGCUACAUGACGCUCUCCGACCCCUCCUCCCUCCUCAAACUCUCCUCAGAAAGCACCUCCCAAUACCUCUCCUCCGCCCUCGAAGACAUCGUCGCCAACUAUCCUCCUCGCUCGCGCUACUCGCACGAGCACCUCCAAGGCCUAUGGAGCGGUCCGACGGGCAUCGCCCUCCUGAUGCUGCAGAUCUCAGCCCGCCAACCUGCCCUGCUGGUUAGCGGCCAGACAGCCCAUCACUGGGCGAAGGCGUACAUCUCGGGCAGUCGCGGGCAUAACCUCCGUCUUGGGUCGCGCGGGUGCGGGAUUUAUGACGAGAAGCUUGCCUUUGAAGCUGUGCGCGCCGCCAUUUUCAACGAUGACACGACGCAUGUGAGGACGUUCGUCUCCUGCGUCAGCCAGAUCCUCGAGGUGGAGGAGUACCCGGAUGAAAUCCUUUACGGUCGAGCAGGCACUUUAUAUCUCCUGCGCUUGGUCCGCCAUUGGGUUCCGGAAAGUAAUAAGCUUGUUGACCCGGCUAUCGCUGAGAUCACCAAUACCAUUCUCAACCGCGGACCGAACUGGACGUGGCAUGAUAAGCGCUACUUGGGCGCUGUUCAUGGGGAUAUCGGCAUCUUGACGCAAGUCGUCUUGACAAGCCCCGAGACUGCUCCCCAGCUGGAACCGGUCCUGGAUAGGCUCCUGAGGUUACAGCAUCCGGCUGGGAACUGGCCUAGCUCGGAACAUCAUGCGCAUACCGGCAAAGGUCUGGUGCAGUUCUGUCAUGGCGCGCCGGGCUUUGUCGUGUCGCUGCUGUCGCUGCGCCAACACUUUCCGAAGCUGGAAGACAAGAUUGACGCGGCGAUUCGCUUGGGUCGCGAAUGCAUAUGGGUGGAGGGGCUGUUGAAGAAGGAGCCUAGUCUGUGUCAUGGGAUCUUUGGGAAUGCCUUGGCACUUCCAAAAGGUCCCCAGCGCCAACACUUCCUCGCCGUCGCAACGCCCGAGAACGUCGCCAACAUGAAGAAAUCCGAUCACACAGGCACCAUCUUCGAACGAGCCGACUACGGACGACCCUACUCCACCACAACGAGCUACACACCCAGCGCGGCAUGGGCAUGGCUGGUGUGCGACGAUGAGCAUCCCAAGAUGCUGGGAUACAAUGAUGUCUAG